UAUUCCUUGAACCAGUUGAAAUUAAUUAAAACUUUUAAAAAAAACUUAAACAUGUUAAUAUACACAAACUUCUUUUAAAAACCACCAAGCCAUGACCGCUUCUCUCACUCCCUCUCACCAUCACCGCAACCGCCGUUUCACCGCCGUCGCCAAUGCCGUCACUCUCCCGUUGACUUCUUUCUGCUAUUUUCACAGCUAUGUCUCACUCUUCCGCUUCCUCCGCCGUUAACAACUUAUUCUGCGAGGAAGACGCCGGUGAACUUGUCCAAUCUCAACUUGACACGUGGAUCUCCUCCCGUCCUCUUCAUCCGUUGGAUGAACAUACAUUUGAUUACCUCAUCGACUCUGAACCUCAGUUCUCUCCGCCCUCUGAUUAUCUCCUCCGUUACCAUCGCCGCUCCAUCGACGUCACCGCUCGGCAAGACUCCAUUAACUGGAUCCUCAAGGUGCGUGCAUAUUAUCAUUUCUCGCCGGUGACGGUGCUACUCUCCGUUAAUUACUUCGACCGGUUUCUGUCUUCUCAUUCUUUUCCGGGAAAUGGGUGGCCGUUACAGCUAUUAACAGUGGCGUGUUUGUCUUUAGCGGCGAAGAUGGAAGAGAUACACGUGCCUCUAUUAAUAGACUUUCAAAUACUUGAACCCGGAUUCGUAUUUGAACCCAAAACCAUUCAAAGAAUGGAGCUCCAUAUCAUGUCUAUGCUUAACUGGAAACUACGCUCGGUUACUCCUUUUGAUUAUCUGGACAUAUUCAUUUCAAAAUUAAAACCCGACGACUUCAAUCGGGUUUUCUCAGUUUCUUCGAAUCUCAUUCUUAAUACCACCCGUGUGAUUGAUUUCUUGGCUUUUCCACCGUCAACAAUAUCAGCGGCGGCGGUUUUGUGCGCUACCGGCGCCGAAGAGAGUUUUGAAAAACCGCAACCAUUCCCCGAGAAAAUUGAUAAAGAAAUGCUGAGAAGCUGUCACCAACUAAUGCAAGAGUAUUUAAUUGACACGUGUCCAUCAUCUCAAGAUUUAACGGCUGAGCCGCUAGUUGCGCCGCCGAGCCCAGUCGGAGUACUGGACGCAGCCGCUUGUGGAAGCUGCGACACGCGCUCUUCUUUUGUUAGCCAAGCUGAAGCUGAGCCACUAGCAAAGCGGCCUCGAUUCUCUACACCGGAUGUACAGCAACUGUAGACAAGACAGCCACUAGAAUGUCAUAUAAUAUUAUAAUGGAAAUUAUUUAUCUCUUUUUUGUUAGAGAGAGUAGAGGGCUCACCUUUUUCAUCCUUAAUUUCUACGCGUCGAUUAUAAACAAAAUGAACGGAGAGGAUGUGAGAUAGUUUUAAGGCCAAAGUGAUUUAAGGAUUUUGUUUGUAAUUUAUAUUAGAAAAAAUGAGUAAAUUUUUUAGUUAA
Mercurialis annua (annual mercury) is the source of this 1391-nucleotide messenger RNA. Its product is annotated as cyclin-D1-1-like. The coding region runs from base 198 to 1172 and encodes 324 amino acids. The record is from RefSeq and is a predicted model, not a curated record. Gene Ontology annotation, biological process: mitotic cell cycle phase transition; regulation of cyclin-dependent protein serine/threonine kinase activity. Gene Ontology annotation, cellular component: nucleus; cytoplasm; cyclin-dependent protein kinase holoenzyme complex. The transcript is spliced from 5 exons. Gene Ontology annotation, molecular function: cyclin-dependent protein serine/threonine kinase regulator activity. Lineage: Eukaryota; Viridiplantae; Streptophyta; Magnoliopsida; Malpighiales; Euphorbiaceae.